This is a messenger RNA of Osmia bicornis bicornis, 2085 nucleotides long. RefSeq names its product RILP-like protein homolog (gene Rilpl). Gene Ontology annotation, cellular component: cytoplasm; ciliary basal body. Gene Ontology annotation, biological process: cilium assembly. The transcript is spliced from 7 exons. Gene Ontology annotation, molecular function: protein dimerization activity. The coding region runs from base 219 to 1394 and encodes 391 amino acids. The record is from RefSeq and is a predicted model, not a curated record. NCBI's taxonomy places the organism in Eukaryota, Metazoa, Arthropoda, Insecta, Hymenoptera, Megachilidae.
UAAAUGCAAAAUUUGGUAUUUGCGAUAUUAUGUAGUAUAUGCUAGAUUAACAUAAGCACUGUAACCGUGAUUAAUCGACGUGAUCUCAUACUUUCAAAUAUGUUAAUUGUAUCAGUGUACACUUCUUUAUUGUUAAUAUUUCUGUUAUUUAUUAAAUAAUGCCACACCUAGAUUAAUUAUAAAAAGCUCAUAUGCCAACUCCAAUAUAAGAAAUAUUCAUGCCUUUUUGUUUGGGAAGUUAUUCAACCCAAAAUAUGGAGGAAUAUGCUGUAGUAUCAGACAUAUCGGUUGUAGAUGUUUAUGACAUUGCCUCAGAAAUAGGAAAGGAAUGCGAAAAAUUAAUAGACUUAUAUGGAGUAGAAUCUGUAACUAAUCUUAUGCCAAAAGUGAUACAUGCAUUAGAACUACUAGAAAAUUUAGCAACUAAAAAUGAACGUGAAAAUACAACAGUUCAAGAGUUACGAGCAAAAAUUUCCCAAUUGGAAAAUGAUAAAAUUGGGAAAGCUGAAGACAGACAAAGAUUUGAAAAGGAACUGGAACAAAUUGAAGAACAUUGGCGUCAGGAAUCUCGAGAUUUAGUGGGAAUGGUUACAAGAUUGCAGGAAGAAAAUAGGAGAUUAGCAGAAGCUUUGCAAGAAUCGCGUAGUGACAGUCAGUACAGCAGUAAACAAACUUUUACAGCUAGUCAAGAAGUUGAUGUAGCAGUAUUACAACACCUAAGAUCUAUGAUAGAUAAACAAAGAGAUCAAAUUCGAGCAAGAGAUAAAGAGCUGCUACAAAAAAAUAUGGAGAUAGAAAAUCUGACGACACAAGUUGAAAAAUUUGGAGUCGUCGGCCGAGAAUUAAAGCGAAAGCAACGUCAAGCGCAAAUGCAAGCACGAGGCUUGGUAGAAGAAAGAGCAGACUUUUUGGCGCAAUUACAAGAUCAGAAUCGUGAAUUGAUCAAUCUUCGAGCUCGUCUUGGUUUAGCAAGAAAAGAAAAUGAAGAUUUAAGUAAAUUGCAGGGUUAUCCAGAUUUAACGAACAAAGCAGUUUAUGAUUUGGACGAUCCUGAUAGACCAAGAUUCACCACUGCUGAAUUGAAAGAAAUUUUACAUGAACGAAAUGAACUGAAAGCCAGAGUUUCAGAUUUGGAAGAUGAACUAGAGUUGUAUCGACCAAAAUCUGAAACGGUAGAAGAUUACAAAGAUGCACCAGUUCAAGGCCCUCUUCCUUAUGAACCAGAUGAUGCACCCUGGAAAAAGGCAUCUGAAUCUGGAAUUCGUAAAUUUUUCCGGAAAAUUUUCUCGGAGUCUAGCAGUAGUUUUUUAGUUGGUAGUAGUCCGCGUAGAAGUCUCUCUAGUCUAUCAAAAAUGGCCCUGUCUGGAAAUAGUACAUGCGACGAGUCUGUAUAAUGACUCUUUUAACAAACAACCAAAUGACUUUCAGAAUCUUAUAAAAAUACCUUGAGUAUAAUGUUAUUAUAUUUAUUCAAUAGCAUUCGGUUUCUUGAUAAUAAUAGUAAGUUAUUUUUAAAUAAUUCCUUAUUUUAAAAACAGUUAUUAAUUAGAAUGAAAUAAGUUGCUAAUAUAAAUAUAGCCAUUUUGACAAACACAAAAUAUUCACAUGUGUACAAAAUUAACAUAUAUCUACUUAAAGAGUCUAAAAUAAUUAAAUACAUAUACAUCUUUUUAUGUUGAAAAUUGUAUUGACGUGCCUGAAAAGUUAAAAAGUAUUGAUAAUAGUACAUGUAGUAAUAUCUCUUUACUUUCGUACACUUUUUGCAUGAUUGUUAUAAAUUAAUAUAAUUUGUACCGUAAAAAUAAUGACAUUAAAGGAAGUUACAGAACUUCCUUAGUUUUCAAAUUAAUUAUGAUUUUUUAAUAGAUGUUUUUUAUAUUUUGAUUUUGCAUUUAUUUUAUAAGUGUAUGAAUUAAAAGUGUCUUUUAUAAUGUACUAAUAAAUAAUGUGUUGAAUUUAAUUACUCAAUGUUAUAACAAAAUACAUAACAAAUUAUAACAUACAAAAUACACAACAUAAUAAAUAUUUCAUUGGCUUAUGAAAUAUUUAUAUUUCAAUAUUUUUAUUCUUAUUUUUAUUUUUAUG